Messenger RNA from Ylistrum balloti, 1257 nucleotides. RefSeq names its product mitochondrial amidoxime reducing component 2-like. Gene Ontology annotation, cellular component: mitochondrial inner membrane. The record is from RefSeq and is a predicted model, not a curated record. Gene Ontology annotation, biological process: nitrate metabolic process. The transcript has 8 exons. Lineage: Eukaryota; Metazoa; Mollusca; Bivalvia; Pectinida; Pectinidae. The coding region runs from base 71 to 1045 and encodes 324 amino acids. Gene Ontology annotation, molecular function: pyridoxal phosphate binding; molybdenum ion binding; molybdopterin cofactor binding.
CCAUCGCCAGGGAUCUCACAUCAAGUCGACCGCCAGUGUGUCCUAGCCGGUGUUCUAACAAAAGGUGACGAUGCUCUCCAUUCUACAAGAUGAUGCGACGUCUACGUUUGUUGGCCUGAUCGGUGCCUCCGUGCUCAAGUAUGGAUUUACAACAUGGCUAGCUUCAGGUAAACCCAGAGUCUACGAGAAGGUCGGGAAAGUGUCUAGUCUACAUCUUUACCCGGUGAAAUCAUGUCGAGGACUGGACAUCGAAACGGCCAAAUGUACAGCAAUAGGAUUGCGUCAGUUUGGAGUCACAGACAGACACUGGAUUCUAAGCUCUAAAGACAACAACUGGAUUAAUGCAAACAUGGAGCCAAAACUUACUCUAGUGACUGUGAAGUUGCACGAAGACAUGGUGGAAAUGACGGCCCCAGGGAUGGAACCUCUUCUGGUCCCCUUGAACCCGAAACUCGACAAGACAUGGGUCUGCCAUAUUGGCAAUGGCCCAAUGGCCAUAGACACGCUGGAUUGCGGUGACGAAGCUGCGGAUUGGUUCACCAAACACACAGGACGGAAAGGAGUCAGACUUAACUACUCUCACCCGGAUCUGUCAAAACGGGAAUCCAUCAAUUUUAAAUAUCCAUGGGAACAUUAUGCGCUACCCGGAGACAGGAUGGCAUUUGCGAAUUACUGUGCCUACAUGAUGAUGACCAAAGAAAGUCUUAACGCUCUGAACGCGGAACUGGAGACACCUGCGAAUGUAAACAACUUCCGGCCAAGUAUCAUGAUGGAGGGAUCGUCAGCUUUCGAGGAGGAUAAUUGGGAUGCAGUGAAGAUAGGUACAACCUCCUUCAGGAUGAUAGACAUGUGUUCCAGAUGUAACCAGGUCAACGUUGUACAAGAGGAGGGCAAACAUUCAAAGGACAAGGAACCGUUUUCUACAUUGAGGCGGAUCCGGAGUUUCCCGGAGUAUGGUGUCAAACCCUGUAUUGGUAUCUACCUGGCACCAGAUGUGGAAGGGACCAUCAGUGUUGGCGACGAUGUUUAUGCUAUCCGGAAGUAGAAAAGUGUCUUGGUGAAAUAACAGAAUAGGAUCACCUCUAGAACUUUUGGAGAUCUAUAGCGCUUGAUGUUAUAGACAAGGGAAAAUAUUUUUAAAAAGCUGUGAUUUUACACGAUGUUUCAAAUGAUGGAAAAUAUCCUGGAGCAAUAUAACACUGUGAUACUGAAUGAUUAAUAUGUAUAAAAAUGAAAUAAAUAUGAUUUUCAUUAAGU